Sycon ciliatum is the source of this 3514-nucleotide messenger RNA. RefSeq names its product hormone-sensitive lipase-like. Gene Ontology annotation, cellular component: cytosol. Gene Ontology annotation, molecular function: triacylglycerol lipase activity; sterol ester esterase activity. Gene Ontology annotation, biological process: cholesterol metabolic process; triglyceride catabolic process. The transcript has 5 exons. NCBI's taxonomy places the organism in Eukaryota, Metazoa, Porifera, Calcarea, Leucosolenida, Sycettidae. The record is from RefSeq and is a predicted model, not a curated record. The coding region runs from base 1299 to 2528 and encodes 409 amino acids.
GAAAGCGAAAAACAUAGGAAAGCGAUGCUUGCUGAAUGAACAAGACGAUGGAUUAGUUCCUGAAAGUCACUCUACUUGGAUUGAUAAUGAUUUUGUUGAGGAGCGGUUUGAAUUCGUUACUUUUCACGACAGCCUGACGCCAGCCUGACUUCUGGCUUGCAGUAGAGCUCUCCUUCCGAUCCUGUCAAUGGUCUCAGAUUUGAAAGAAAAAUACUCGAACAGUGAUAUCUAUACAUCGCUUGUGGAAGGAAUGGGCGAGUGCUGGCAAUCACUCAGUCUUCGCAAGUAGAGAAUGUCCCUGCUGAUUACCAGCUGAGAGACAGCUAUUCUGUGCUGUGAAACGAAGGGACGAUUCUUGAAGUGGAAGAACAAUCGUACAUGUACUAGAUGUGCUGAUCUACUUGUAUGCAAUGUCACCCACAGUGUGUACAAACCUGUAGGCUAAAGCCGGUGUUACACUGGGGUUUUCUGGAUCUUCAAAGCACCAGAAGUAGUAUGUGUACUAUUGAAAGCGCCCAUUCCGUCUUGGAGGUGUGCAUCACAUUGACAUUGUGCAUGCGGUCUUUUACUAGUACAUGUGUUUGGUCAGAGUCUCAUCUCUGUGUGUGUCUGUCUCUCUGUUUGCUUGUGUGUCGGUGUGUGUGUGUGCGCGUGCGCGCGCAUAUGUGCUUAUGUGUCUUCAUGUGUGAGCAGUGUGUACUUUGAAUGUGCCGUGCACAACUGUUUUGUGUGUGUGUAUGAGCUUGCAAUUGCCUUGCAUGCGCUUUGAACAUGUGUUCAUGUACGUGCUCCGCAGGACUUGUGAUUUUGCCUGACCUUUGAAACCAAUUGGACUGCCUGCCCUGGCAAGGGACUCUUAUUGCCUAGCUUCUUGUUAUGGCGGCAUCAACAGUAGCACGUAACGCCACCUGACCUGUCGUUGCUUCACAGCUGCUGCUUUCUCACUCCCGCUGUAUCAGUUCGGCGUAUUGCCCAGCUGCACCGUGUAGCCGUGUUGUGAAACAGCAUACCGGUGCUCCCUGCUCAGUAGCUGUUGUCAGUACCAGGAACUUGGUGAGUGUAGCGGACACAGGUAGUGGCGAGUACACUGCGUCGCUGGUGACACACCGUCACUGGAAAUGCCCCGCGUCACGCAGUGCAGCGCGUCACUAUUCCGCUCCACCACGUGUCACAAACGCAGCGUUGCAAGGGCUGCUAGCGCAAGUGCAGCGUCUCCAGCAUGCUAGCAGGAACAGCGCAGCAACAGUGGCGGAGCACUGAGCCCGGAGCAGAGGUCCCGAUUGGCUUCCGCUUGUCAUAUGCUGUGCGCUGCGAUCGGGUCGUUGCUCAGCACCAUCCCUUACUUGCUGCAGCAAUGUUCCCGCUACAAUACUUACCCGGGUGUAGCCAGCAACGGACUGCGAUCUAGUGUAUCCAUAUUCUCCACGUGUACAUUGGUGCUUGAUGACAUCAUCAAGUCACUGCUUACCUCAUCGAAUACUAGGAGAGAUUUCGCACAGGCUGUGUCAGCACUUGAAGAACAUUCAGAGCUGCUCAGGGAUCACGCGCAGCUUUUUAAAGUCAUUUACGCUGUCGUGCAAGUGGACAAGACUGGCGACCUGAUCGUUGAUCAUACUCAGUUUCCGGACGACUUUCUGGACACUGCUGAGAGUAUGGAGCGGAGAAGCUUCUAUGGACGGUGCCUCGGCCUUCAUAGUGCCAGCUCUGAGCCUUCUAAGGCAGUCAUCAUUCACUUCCAUGGUGGAGGGUUUCUGGCGCAAACGUCACAGUCACAUGUGAGCUAUCUAAGCCACUGGGCCAACCAGCUCAACGUUCCCGUGGCGUCCGUUGACUACAUGACGGCCCCCGAGCACCCGUACCCACGUGCCGUCAACGACUGUUUCUACGCGUACGCCUGGGUGCUGAGGAACGCCACCAGCCUGGGUACCACUGCCGAGAAAGUCAUCCUGGCCGGCGACUCGGCUGGAGGUAACUUUGUCUUCGGAGUGGCAUUCCUCGCUGCGCAGUACCAGCUUCGGAAGCCGUGUCUGGUUCUGGGCGCGUACCCUGCUCUGAAAAUCUCACUGGAUCUGUCACCGGCACGCUGCCUAAGCGUAAUGGAUCCGCUGUUACCCAUUGGAACGCUGCGGGCAUGUUUGAAUGCGUACCGGGGGAGAGGCAGCACGCCAGAGUAUCACCCGAACACCGGUCACCUGUCACAGCUGCAGUCGGGCAUCCACCACUGUCAUGCCACCAUUCUGAAUGCUUCGCCGGCUUACCUCUCUCCACUGCUGGCCAGUGAUGAGAUGCUGCACAGCUUACCAUCGGUUGCAUUGCUGCCAAGUUCAUUUAACCCCCUCUUGGAUGAUUCCAUCGUCAUGGCGCGUCGUCUGCACGCACUCGGCAAGGAUGUGACACUACGCCCAUUCGACGGAAUAUCCCAUGGCUUCCUCAACUUCCACGCAGUCAGCCGCUUGGCGCAGCAAGCCACCAACGUGUGCAUUGAGUUGAUGGACGCAGCAAUCAAGCAACACGACCAAGAUGUUUAGUCGUGAUACAAGUAGUGCCUAUUGCAGUACGAGAUGUCACCACUCAUGCGUUCUCAGUGCAGCACCGGACAUUUGCCCAUUGGCACUCAUUUUACGAGUAUUGAACUAUUUUUUUAAAUACUUAAGUAAGGUCCAUAAUUAGUUUUAUUCCCGUAGCUAUGCAGAAGACGUUACUGAAGACGUUACUUCAGUAACGUCUGGCGCUAGCCAGGGUCCACACAGCUUUAAUUUGGUGUUUGUGUCACGCCUGGCGCUAUCCCGUAUCUGUCCUGAACCGUACCAUCAAACACAGCUGGCCACAUACAGCUGGCCGCAAUAUUCGAAUAGGGCUUUCAAACGCAAGAUCAUAACGUGAAGCAACUUGGAAGAAUGAGUAUGAAUGCGGAGUGUAUGGGGGAAUGCAUGCAGGGCGACAGUGCGGGUUCGAAUCCCAGGUAAUGCCCGAAAAAAAUAGGAGAAAAAUUUAUAACAUCCCUUUUCUUUUUUUUGCCGUCAUCAAGGCGGUAGACGGUGUCGUAUUACCCUCGACCGUACCUAUCCUGACCGUACCGUACAAUCAAAAACGGCUGGCCACAAUGCAUAUUCAAAUAGGGCUUUCAAAUACAAGAUCAUAACGUGAAGCAACUUGGAAGAAUUAGUAUGUAUGCGAAGUGUAUCGGGGGAUGCAUGCAGGGCGCGCGAUAGUGCGGGUUCGAAUCCCAGGUUUAAUAUGUCUAAAAACAAAAAAGUAGAGACUUAUAAGAAUUUAUAACAUCCCUAUGCUUUUUUUUGUCUAGGUCAUCAAGGCAAAAAAGCAUAGCGUAGGGCCCUGAGCUUCCAAGCUCUCUCGUUACCAAGCAUCAAGUUGAAGUGGUUUGGACAUGUUGCAAGGCAUCAGGAUAGCUACUCCCACUAUUUCUUGGAUGGAAUAGUGCCUGGUUCUUGGCUGCAUGUAGUCUAGCCUAUUUUGCACUAGCGUGACCCAUGCUACCGGCAUACCGACAGCU